CAGCCCGGUGCUGCGCACACUGGCCCAGAGGAAGCCCAGCAUGCCACUGGAUGAUGGCAUGCGGAUUGCCAUGCGGGAAUGGCAGCACAAGAGCAACUUUGACCGCAUGAUCUACUAUGAAAUGGCAGAAAAGUUCACGGAGUUUGAGGCAGAGGAGGAGAUACAAGUUCAAAACCUGGCGUGGAAGAAAGAGAACCUGUGCCAGCCCCCACCAACACCACAGCAGCCGGCUCCUCCUGGGCCCCCAAGCCCUGUGGCCCUCCAGCAACCAGAGCAUGCCCACAGGAAGAGCAGCUCCAAGGUUCUGCCCACCAAACCCUUGCCACAAAGACACCAGGCCUCUCGGAACAGGACACCCAAGGAGAUCCCUCCAGAGGCCGUGAGCGAGUACAUGGACAUCAUGGAUGCACUGCUGGAGCUGCAGCCCUCAGCCUCGGGCCAGCCCAGUGAACAGCCAGAAGAGGACGCCAUGCUGGAGCCCCAGCAGGAGGGACUGGGCCCCGACCCAGACCUCCUGACUUACCUUGACGAGCUGUGCUCCCAAGAUGACUUUGUCACCAAGGUGGAGGCCAUCAUCCACCCCCGAUUCCUGGCAGAGCUCCUUUCACCAAAUCCACAGCUGGAUCUCGUGGCCCUAGCCCAAGAGCUGGACAAGGACAAGGACAAGGAC
This is a messenger RNA of Ochotona princeps (American pika), 670 nucleotides long. Its product is annotated as NUT family member 2G-like. The annotation marks the transcript as partial. The record is from RefSeq and is a predicted model, not a curated record. NCBI's taxonomy places the organism in Eukaryota, Metazoa, Chordata, Mammalia, Lagomorpha, Ochotonidae. The transcript has 4 exons.